Molecule: messenger RNA, 2396 nt
Organism: Marchantia polymorpha subsp. ruderalis
Lineage: Eukaryota; Viridiplantae; Streptophyta; Marchantiopsida; Marchantiales; Marchantiaceae
Source: the annotation of a GenBank genome assembly
CAAUGACGCAUUCAAAUGCUUCCACGACAUGUCAUGGAAGAACGAAAAUUGCUCGCGCCACGGAAGAACGAACUCCAUAAUAUCCCCCUGCGGUGUUGCCAAAGAGGUCUGGAGAAAAAUCUUCAGCAUGAAUUCGUGGCCAAGCGAAAGCUAUAUUGAGUCAACUCAGAUCGCGUCGGUUCCACUGGUCGAAAUGUUUGGGGUUUCAACGGUAUAAUCACGGCAUUUCUGUCAAAUUUAGGAAACGGAGUUGACUCAUCGGAUCUAGCCAUGUUGUAAUUUAUGAUAUCAUGAAAUUAAUUUCGCCACUCAGAGCCGAUUCCGUUGUACCUCAAGUACGGCUUGGCUGCAAAGGCCUCGAGGGUGCGGUGCAUGACAAGAAGAAGAAAUGUCACAGUCGAUGGCGUCCGUGAUUCAACAGAUAUCCGGCCGAAGCUUGCGACCUGCAGAACGAACCCGAGCUGUGACGAGCAUCACAGUAACCGUCGCGUCGGGUCCAGCCAUGUUGUUGUCGAUGACGGAUAGGAAGGGAGAUCAUGAAAAAUACUUACAGCCGCGAUGCCGCCUUCAGUACCUUCAGACGGUUUCGCCACAGAGCUCUCUCGACGUGGUGCUCAGAGACAAGAAAAAUGCACGUCAUAUAUGACGAUGAUCUAAAUUUACCGGAAGGAUCGUAAGAUUGCCGGCAUAGAUGCACAAUGUCAUCAGCAGAAUGAAUUCUGCGAUUUUUGCUAUUUUAGCUGAUUUCGCGGAUAUUUUGCGAGCCUUGUGCAUCGUUGCACCGACAGAGAAGUCUCGCGCAGCUUGUCAGAAAAGAUAGGAAGAUAGUUAGAUGCCGGUAAGACGCAGAUCUGAAACUUUCGCAGAAGGCGCCCGUCGAGAGAUGGGCUGCACACGCAAGGUGUGGUCACGUCGCCCAGAUUGGAACCCGUUAUUAAAAGCUUCGUCCGGAAUUCCGCAUUUGUGCAUUGCUAAUCGGGAUUGCAGACGUCAAGGUGUGACAAGUGCGAUCGACAAACGACGAGAACCAACGAGUUUCGCUCUUCUCGUGCGUAAGACAAAGCUCAGAUCACGUCAUGUACACGUGAACGAGAAGAACGGCGAGAGGCCAGCAAACGAUCACAGCGAGGGGAGAAUUUGAUGUCCGGAAUGGAUGUUCGGACAUGCAAGAUCCAGAUUUCGCGUCAAGACUGCCUCAGGUUUUUAAGCCGCGGUAUGGUCGUCGCGUGGGGCGGGAGUGGAAUUCUGGAAACGCAUGUUUAUAUUUGUAAGCAGCAUCGAAGAAUCGGGGGAUUUGAAUGGCAGAGAGAGUCGAGGAAAGAGCACCGGCGUGUGACGAGGGCUGUGAGGUGCUGUGUUUCGUUUGCAUACGCAGGUGCAUCAGCAACACGAUGGCUGUGGGUUCGGGAGCUUCGAGCUGCCCAUUGGAUGCUGUGAUUUGACUCCGAUGGACUUCCGGGAAAUGGCCUGCGAGAACCCGACCUUCGUGCAUGAACGAGGGGCCAGGAGCAGGCGCAACUCCAACAGAAAGCCGGAGGAAGAACGCAGUGCUCCUUCGUAUGCCCCCUCGACACUCGACACUCGACUCUCGACUGGCUGCAGCUGCUUCUAGCCCGCAACACCUGGAAUCCUGGCCCCUGACUUGCCUCCUCUCGCCCAUCAUUGGCGUUCUGCACGAGGCCAUGGCUCAUGGGUUCACAACGACCCCGAGCGCUGAGACUUUCUACUUCCGACGUUUGUACUCGGCUCGGGAUGGCACUGCUCUGCGAUUGCGCCAGUGAUUUAUAUUUAUAUUCGUCUGGCACCGCAGAGCCAUCCGCAGAGUUGACACUAGAUUCCCGAUUCCCAGUCGAUCUGUCUUGUUGCCAGACGAAGCUGCAGGCUCGACGAAUUCGUUCGCUCGGCCGAAUCAUUAUCGUAAAAGCUGUUCCCUCGGUCCUUCGAAGACGACAUGCCAUGCAUCCAAUUGUUUCUAUUUUCGAUGCGCCCGGUCUGAAAAGCGCACGUUUAUUUUCUCCAACACAUGACGAAUAAGUCUGUCCUUGUUAACUCCAGAUGCACCAAAUUGCUCCAUAAAAUACUAUUCUGUGAGAGUUUGGCCCCAGUGACGUGCGAGGGUAAAACCCGUCUCAAUCAAAUGAAAGCUUAAUCCAAGCAGGACACUCGGCAGUGGAUAAACAAGCGUUUUUUGCUAUUAAAGGAGAGUGCAUACCUCACAUGGUCUUCUCCACUUUGGUCUGCCCUUUGGAGUCUUUCCGGGUUAUGGAGCAGAUUUUCUUCAUUAGUGGGCUCUAGGUUACCUUUACCUUUCGCUUAACUGCCAAGUCCACUAGUUUGUGUGAGAGUGCAAGAGAGUGUUCCAUAAGGUAUAUGUCACUUUCACAUAUCGUAUAUCG